Messenger RNA from Rosa rugosa (rugosa rose), 3018 nucleotides. RefSeq names its product probable serine/threonine-protein kinase At1g54610. Lineage: Eukaryota; Viridiplantae; Streptophyta; Magnoliopsida; Rosales; Rosaceae. Gene Ontology annotation, cellular component: cyclin-dependent protein kinase holoenzyme complex; nucleus. The coding region runs from base 530 to 2647 and encodes 705 amino acids. Gene Ontology annotation, molecular function: RNA polymerase II CTD heptapeptide repeat kinase activity; ATP binding; cyclin-dependent protein serine/threonine kinase activity. The transcript has 9 exons. The record is from RefSeq and is a predicted model, not a curated record. Gene Ontology annotation, biological process: protein phosphorylation; positive regulation of transcription elongation by RNA polymerase II.
CACUGGUUCUGGUGCUUGGAGACACUCCCCCUUUCCCCACACUCUCUAUCAAUGUUAUGUUAUUUUACUCCUACUCCCUUUCUUUUCUCUUAUUAUUAAAACAACAAAACCUACAUGUUACUUUUUUUUUUAUUCCUUGAAUCUCUUGAUCCAUGUCCUUGUUCCCCAAAGCCCUAAAUGCCUCUCUAGGGCUCCAAUCUCUUCCCCUCUCUAGCUUGGUGCUUGGAUUUGACAGCUUUUUCCCACAGCAGAGACAUAAGGGCCAUUUUGGAGGUGCUCUUUGCUGAAGGGUGGAUUUGCUGUUUGCAUUUGGUGAAUGGUGGUUUUGCAUGUUGGUUGAGUUGAAUUCUGGGUUUUAGUUGGAUAACUUUUCGUUUCUAGUUUUGAGCUUCUGUGUGUGGGAUUUUGAGUAUGGCAAAUUGGUCAUUAUUGGCAUAAAGGAUGAGAAUUGUGUUGUAAGAAUGCAAGAUUUUUGAGGGUGUGAAUUUGGUUGUGAAGGAGGGCCUUGUUGUGGGUGGUUUGGGGCACAAUGGGUUGCAUGUAUUGCAAGCCCUCUGCAAUUGAGGAUAGCAAGGAGAGCCCCAGAGAGCGAUUGUCCAACAAGGCAGCAUCAGACUCGCGGGCGGCGAGGGUGGCUUCCUCAAGGAGAGAGGAAGCUUAUCGAGCAAAAGAUCGAAAUGAUAGCAAUGACGGGAGAGCAAUGUUGAUUGAUAAGCACUCAAAUGGGGCCGCUCGAUCACAUGGUGACAAUUAUCAGAGGAAGAGGGAGAAAAUGGAGUAUGUUGCUCCUCUACAUCCCGGGAUGGGCAGCAUUCCGAAAGCUGCAGAAGGAGAACAGGUCGCAGCAGGGUGGCCAUCCUGGCUAGCUGGAGUGGCUGGAGAGGCCAUUAAGGGGUGGAUACCACGUCGUGCAGAUUCAUUUGAGAAGCUAGACAAAAUUGGUCAGGGAACAUAUAGCAACGUCUAUAGGGCUCGUGAUCUUGAUCAAAAGAAAAUUGUAGCGUUGAAGAAAGUGAGGUUUGAUAACUCAGAGCCCGAGAGUGUUCGCUUUAUGGCAAGGGAAAUUCUCAUCUUACGGAGGCUUGAUCAUCAAAAUGUGAUAAAACUAGAAGGUCUAGUUACGUCAAGGAUGUCUUGCAGCUUGUACCUUGUUUUUGAGUACAUGGAGCAUGAUUUGGCGGGGCUUGCUUUACACCCUGGCCUGAAAUUUACAGAAGCACAGGUUAAAUGUUACAUGCAGCAACUAUUAUGUGGACUUGAUCACUGUCACAGUCGUGGGGUUCUGCAUCGUGACAUUAAAGGUUCCAACCUUUUAAUUGACAACAGUGGCAUGUUGAAAAUAGCUGACUUUGGUCUGGCGAGUAUUUUUGAUCCCCAUCAAAAUCAGCCUCUAACUAGCCGUGUUGUAACUCUUUGGUACCGACCGCCUGAGCUUUUACUCGGUGCUACUUACUAUGGGACUGCCGUUGAUCUGUGGAGUACAGGUUGCAUACUCGCUGAACUCUAUGCUGGCAAACCUAUUAUGCCGGGAAGAACCGAGGUGGAGCAGUUGCAUAAGAUUUUCAAGCUUUGCGGCUCACCUUCUGAGGAUUAUUGGAGAAAAUCAAAGUUGCCUCAUGCAACCAUAUUUAAACCUCAACAGCCUUAUAGACGCUGUGUUGCAGAAACUUUUAAGGAUUUCCCUGUACCAGCUUUAGCACUUAUGGACACCCUUCUUUCCAUAGACCCUGCGGAUCGUGGAUCUGCAUCUUCUGCUCUCAAGAGUGAGUUCUUUACUACAAAACCUCUGCCUUGUGAUCCGUCAAGUUUACCAAAGUAUCCUCCCAGCAAAGAGUUUGAUGUUAAAGUACGGGAUGAGGAAGCUAGAAGACAAGGAGCAGCAGGCAAGGGCCAAAGGCCUGACCCUGAAAGAAGAGGAACAAGAGAUUCUCGAGCCAUGCCAGCACCUGAUGCCAAUGCUGAAUUAGUCAUGUCAAUGCAGAAAAGACAAGAUCAAUCUAAUUCUAAAAGUCGAAGUGAGAAGUUUAACCCUCAUCCAGAAGAAGUUGCUUCUGGCUUUCCAAUUGAUCCUCCUAGGCCAUCACAUGCUGUAGAAGCGGGUAUAGAAUCUCAUGGCCAUAAUCAUAAGAGAGCUUCCCAUUCAGGGCCACUGUCGCAUCGCGCGGCAUGGGCGAAGUCUACGAAGAACCCAGAUGACGCCCCAAAGAUUUCAAAUGGGGCUGACUUGUCGGGAAUGUCAGGUUUAGUGGCAGCGAGGAGAAGUAUGUUGACUGAGGAACGCAGAAAAAGGUCUAAUUCUUCCCAAAUGGAUGUUCCAAAAGCAAUAGGCCGGUUUCCAGGUUCAUUCAAGGAGGCCUCAGAUCCUUUACCACAUGAGCAAAAGCCUGUUGUAGGUUCUAAUAGAAAAGAUGAUGUCAGAAGCAACAAAGAUCCAAUUAUGGUUGGUUAUGGAUCAAAGGGUCACAAAAUUCACUACUCAGGUCCGUUGUUAGUCCCCUCUGGCAACAUGGAUCAGAUGCUGAAAGACCAUGAUCUCCAGGUCCAAGAAGCUGUUAGACGAGCACGAAUUGACAAGGCAAAGGUCCGAAAAUAUCAGGCUGAAGGCAACCAAAUAUCCACCAAUUCGUUAUUUGUUUCUGGUCGAUGAGCCAGGUUUUAGUAGACCCCAAAAUCUGAGCAUCAGGAAAUUCACGGCAGAAUAAUUGCUGGUUCUCUUGUGACCUAGUUAUUUAUUGGGGGGAGGUUGUUUUUUCUUUUGUAUAGGGGGGGGGGGGGGGGGGGGGGGGGGCACUCAGUGGAAGAAUAGCCAAUAUCCAUCUAAAAUUGACUUUAUAGCUUUAGAACUCUCCUGUAUCUUUUUUCCACUUUGCUACUCAAGUCAAAUAUGGCCCAUUCUUGUACAGCUUUUUACAAGCCAUAAGCUGUGGAGUAUGUGGGAAAUAUGAAAUGUCUUUCGGGAUUGAAAUUAAGUUGCCCAGAUAUGUCCUACUUAGUGAUAAUUUAAUCUUUAUUUAUUCA